GUCAGAAUCAAAUGGAGACGAGUUUUUUGAUCAACUGCGGAACGUUUACUGCGUUUCAUAAUCAAUAAUUCUCCGCUGGCAGCAAAACAGGACAGAACAGCUGGCGAACCAAGCGACAGCAGAGCAAAUAAACCAAAUCUAAUGUCAAAUUCGGUAUUAACUACACACUGAAAAUCCCAGAGAGCGGAGUAGGAAGUGGCAGUGAAGCACAGUGGCUGCGAAAAAAGUGUGCCUGGUUAGCACGGCGAAAACCCACCAAAGAUCUCGGUUUCGUGGUCACUAAUUAGCGAUAGAAAGCUCUCCGAUUUGCGGGGCCAACGAGAUGGAGGAGACCGCCGCCGCCUCCCCAGCCGCCGCCACUGCCGCGGGCUGCGAUGCCGCCGCCCGUGAGAAGGCCCCGGAAACCGGAGCAUCCCCCUCCGGAACCAGUGUUCGACUGCUCAUCAAGUCGUCCAACCAGCAGUACGAGGAUCUCAAUGUGGACUCCGACCUCUGCUGGACGGUCCAGCGGCUGAAGAAGCAGCUGUCCAUGGUCUAUCCUGGCAAACCGGAAAUCCAAGAUCAGAAGCUGAUUUACUCUGGCAAGCUUUUAGAUGACUCCCAAAAGAUAUCGGAGGUGAUUCGCAGCUACAAGGAUGUCUACCAACAGCACCAUAUCUUUCAUUUGGUGUGCGCCAGUAAGCAAAUAUUAACGCCUCCAGCCAAAACUAUCACAGUGCCGCCGAAGGCUGCGGUUCCACCGCUGCAGGAGGUCAGCGGGAACGCAAACGAGCUCCGACAACGUCAUCCCACACACCAGCAGCCGGCACAUCAGGCAGCCACGUCAUCUCCCGUGGCAGGUGGCAUCGGCUUGGCCAAUCCCUGGGCGCACUUCUGGCAGCAGAAUCAGGCGGCAGCAGCAGCCGCCAAUGCCAGUGCCAAUUCCCAUGCGAUGUUCCAGCAGCAGGCGCUGAUCUACAACGCCUGGAUUCAGCAGGUCUACGCCCAGUACAUGCAGCAGUUGGCUCUGCGGUCGACGUUGCCAGGCUCGAACGAAUCCGCUUUGCCGUCAUUGCCUCAACCCCUGAUGCCCCAAGUCCCGCUGAAUACCGCACAACCCGUAGCAGGAGCAGCUGCUGCCCCCGCAGCACAGGUGCAACCAGCCCCUCAAAUAAAUGGGGCACCGCAGAACAGAAAUUUCCCCAACAUCCAGGAGGAACCAGAAAUGCGUGACUGGCUGGAUAGCUUCUUCAGCUUCACGCGUUUGGCCAUUUUCGUGACUGUCCUGUACUUUAACUCCUCGCCGCUGCGUUGCUUACUGGUGUUGAUGAUCGCCGGAGCGAUCUAUCUGUAUCACAUUGGUGUCCUGCGCCGCCGGGAACGCAACAAUAACAAUAUCAACCGUAACAACAAUGCUGGCGAUGCGGCCGCCUUUGCUGCAGUGCAGCAAAUUCAGCGGAUGAUGGACGCGGCGGUGGAACGAGAAAACAACGAUCCCCAGGCGGCUAAUGAGCCUGGUGCAGUGCCAGCGGCUGGACCUGCUGCUGGACAGGAUGCGGUCGAUGCACCUGCUGCCGCACCCGUUGCUCCAGCAUCCGUUGCUAAUCCAGAUGCGGCUGACGUUUCCGCUGAAGCCGUAGCUGUGGAACCACCAAAUGCCAAUAACUCUGUGAUUUCCGUUGUGCGCACCUUUGUCGUCACCUUCUUUACAUCGCUGCUGCCUGAGGCGCCGGCGCUCUAGACGAUCGAUCCGUGGGAUAUUCAGUGGAACCCAGUGGGCCUUCCGCUAAUCAGCUUUACAGCUUUACGGCUUUCCUCUUUAUAACUUCCCGUAAUCAAAAUGUUAUUCCGUUUUAAUUUUAAUUUGGCUUACCCGAAAGUGUAGCAAAAACGAAAUUUGUUUUACUAGCUGUAAUAAUCAUGUAUAUUUAUUUUACGUGUGUCAGCCGAGUUACAUUUCGUGGCCGCUGCUCCAGUAGUUCGUAGAUUUAUAGAUAAAUAAGAACGUAAACUGUGUUUGAUGUGAAUAGUAUAAUGAUUAUAAUCUGCACUGAAAUCUGUGCCAGAGACGAACCUAUGAAACCAAGAUGCAAUUAAAAAUAAAUCGUAUGCUUUAACACCAAAAA
Messenger RNA from Drosophila subpulchrella, 2105 nucleotides. RefSeq names its product homocysteine-responsive endoplasmic reticulum-resident ubiquitin-like domain member 2 protein (gene Herp). Gene Ontology annotation, biological process: endoplasmic reticulum unfolded protein response. The transcript has 4 exons. The record is from RefSeq and is a predicted model, not a curated record. Gene Ontology annotation, molecular function: protein binding. Lineage: Eukaryota; Metazoa; Arthropoda; Insecta; Diptera; Drosophilidae. The coding region runs from base 323 to 1720 and encodes 465 amino acids.